GUCAUCCUUGUCCCGGGAGUGCCUAGCAGCCAGGGGUUGCGCGCUCUCCCUUUCCACGCGUGAGUCGCAAGUUCUCAGAUUCACCCGGAGCACCGCAGCAUCCAGGACCAACCAAAAUGACUACUCCUAGAGCUGCUGCCCCCAGUGGUUGCCGCUCAGACCUGGAUUCCAGGUACUACAGACUUUGUGACCUGGCGGAAGGUUGGGGCAUCGCCCUGGAAACACUGGCCGCAGUCGGGGCCGUGGCUACGGUGGCUCUCAUGUUUGCGCUCGUUUUCCUCAUCUGCAAAGUGCAGGACUCCAGCAAAAGAAAGAUGCUUCCCACCCAGUUCCUCUUCCUCCUGGGAGUGCUAGGGGUCUUUGGCCUCACCUUCGCCUUCAUCAUCAAGCUGGAUAGGGCCACAGGGCCCACACGCUUCUUCCUCUUCGGUGUCCUCUUCGCCCUCUGCUUCUCUUGCCUCUUGGCCCAUGCAUUUAAUUUGAUCAAGCUGGUCCGAGGGAGAAAGCCCCUGUCAUGGCUUGUGAUCCUCAGCCUGGCGGUGGGCUUCAGCCUGGUCCAGGACGUCAUCGCCAUUGAAUUCCUGGUCCUCACCAUGAACAGGACCAACGUCAAUGUCUUUUCCCAGCUGCCUGCCCCUCGGCGCAAUGAGGACUUCGUCAUGCUACUCAUUUACGUGCUCUUCUUGAUGGUGCUGACCUUCGUCGCAUCCCUCUUGGUUUUCUGUGGAUCCUUCUCUGGCUGGAAGAGACACGGGAUCCACAUAUGCCUCACCUCAUUCCUCUCCAUCGCCAUCUGGGUGGCCUGGAUCAUCCUGCUCCUGAUUCCCGACAUUGACCGGAAAUGGGAUGACACCAUUCUCAGCACAGUCUUGGUGGCCAAUGGCUGGGUUUUCCUGGUGUUUUAUAUCUUGCCUGAGUUUCGACAGCUCCCGAGGCAACGGAGCUCCACCGAUUACCCAGUUGAAGAUGCUUUCUGUAAACCUCAACUCAUGAAGCAGAGCUAUGGUGUGGAGAACAGAGCUUACUCCCAAGAGGAAAUCACCCAAGGUCUUGAGGAGAUGGGGGACACACUCUAUGCGCCUUAUUCCACCCAUUUUCAGAUGCAGAAUCGCCAAAAGGAUUUCUCUAUCCCGAGAGCCCAUACUCCAGCCAGUCCGUACAAUGACUACGAAGGACGCAAAGGGGACAGCUAACUGUGGGAAGAGUGGGACAACCAGAGUCAGGCAGCGGGUCCAGCCAGCAGUCCUGCAUAUGUGAACUGAACCUAGGGCAUCCUAGGGAAACUAACUGUACAGAGAGGCUUGCAACCUGCCCAGUACACUGCUGUCUUGCCCGGGGGUUGCUAAGCCUCACAGACUGUCUUCGCAGCGCUUGCUCCGGGGUUUCAUUUGCCCCAUUCCAAGGAUACUUCUGGGAGGAGGAGUCUUGGCAAUUCAGGGUGAGGCUCUUACCUCUCCCAGGAGUAUGCGCAAACCACUCACUGUUUGGUCAUCCUUGGAAGCCAAUUCAUCUAACCCAGGAUGGGCUCUGUGAGGAUUUGCUCGGCACCAAGCAGAACUGAAGAUUUGGAUAAAUCCAGAAAGGUCUGGGUCUCCCCCUUGUCCAUCUCAGUCCACACUGGAAGCUAAUCUGGCCGUGCCCCCCUCCCCCACUUCCCUGCCCGAGGAGGAGCAGCUAAAGGUCACGUGUCUACCCUCUGUGCACUGCCCCACGAUGGCCUCGCGGUGUCGACACCGACACCGACUUAUAAGGGCCAUAUUUUCAUCUCAUCUCACCUCUAAACUUGCUGCCAACCCCAGACCUCUGUGUCCUUUGCCAGAAGCUCUUCCGGACAUCACUGUAGUAGACAAGGUCAGUUUUUUCCAGCCAGGAGAAUUUGGGCUUUGUUCUGGCCAUAAAUUCCUGGCACUUGCUCCUCCCCAACCGCUGCUCUUUAUCUAAAGUAAUCCGUUCACCCUGACCUCCGUAAGUGUCUAUUCUUGGCAUGGGAUGCAUUUGUUAUGUGAUAAGUUAUUCACCCGGGUAUGCAAUAAAGAUGUGGUCGCAACUAUUUUUUAAAUUUA
Messenger RNA from Rattus norvegicus (Norway rat), 2063 nucleotides. It is a transcript of the gene Gprc5a, whose product is annotated as G protein-coupled receptor, class C, group 5, member A. The record is from RefSeq and is marked provisional. Gene Ontology annotation, molecular function: G protein-coupled receptor activity. The transcript is spliced from 4 exons. NCBI's taxonomy places the organism in Eukaryota, Metazoa, Chordata, Mammalia, Rodentia, Muridae. Bases 117 to 1193 code for a protein of 358 amino acids. Gene Ontology annotation, cellular component: membrane; plasma membrane. Gene Ontology annotation, biological process: G protein-coupled receptor signaling pathway.